GGCGCCAACUCUUUCAACCACCUCGGGAGACUGCUUGACAAUAAAACUAAAAGAUUGAUUCUUUGGACCAUGUUAUUGUACAUGACCUAAUCUCAGUGUUUUAUACAAAUUUCGGUUGACGUAUCUACUGGUGAACUUUAACCUAAUGUGCUUGUUCAAUUUGCAAACUUGUUAAAGAUUGAUACUGAGGUUAGCACUAGGCUAGUCGCUAAUGCUAGCUAGCUAACAUCCCUGACCAUGAGCUCACUGAACUACUCCUCCCUUGCUAAUGAAGCGGAGGUCUGCUGUACGGAUAAAGAGUCUUUCAGAAUGAAAAAGGAGGAAGAGGAGGCUGUUAUAGUGAAAGAAGAGAAUGAACCGUUUAGAGUGGAAGAUGAUGCUAUCUUAAUAAACGUGAAGGAGGAAGACGUUUUGAGAGUGAAAAAGGAGGAGACAGAAGAUCCGAUUGACACUAGAGAGAGACAUGACUAUUAUGGAUCCUCUGCGGAGCCUCAACAACAUCCUGAUGCUGACGAGGAAGAGAAGAGUCUCUCCAGAUCAGAACACCAGAUGGACAACGCUAGCCCUUCCUCCCUCCCGGAGUCCAUGUGUCGUUCUUCUCCUGGUAGCACCUUACUGCUGUGUAUGAAGAGGUUGUCUGUGCUGCUGGUGGACUGCAGGAAAACAACGGGGCUGAGUGGAACUGUGAGAGGAGGAGAAGAGAUGAAAGGAUCAGAUUUGACUCAUCGAAGAGAAAGACCAGACUCAGUGGAACCAGAGCCAGGGACGUCCAAACCCGCAAGACGACACCAGUGCUCCCAGUGUGGAAAGUGUUUCAACCAGUCAGUGGAGCUGAAACGGCAUGAGAGAAUACACACAGGGGAGAAGCCUAAUCACUGCUCCCAGUGUGGAAAGUGUUUCAACCAGUCAUGGAAGCUGAAAAACAUGAGAGAAUUCACACAGGGAGAAGCCUUAUCACUGCUCCCAGUGUGGAAAGUGUUUCAACCAGUCAUGGGAGCUGAAACGGCAUGA
Molecule: messenger RNA, 1011 nt
Organism: Oncorhynchus masou masou (cherry salmon)
Lineage: Eukaryota; Metazoa; Chordata; Actinopteri; Salmoniformes; Salmonidae
Product: zinc finger protein 502-like
Exons: 4
Coding region: 238-1011 (257 amino acids)
Biological process (GO): regulation of transcription by RNA polymerase II
Molecular function (GO): DNA-binding transcription factor activity, RNA polymerase II-specific; RNA polymerase II cis-regulatory region sequence-specific DNA binding
Source: RefSeq, a predicted model, not a curated record